ACUUUGACUUAUAAAAAAUAAAAUCGACUCUUAUUUACGAAACAAUUGGGUAACUGGAGGCGUCAAUGUAGGCAAGACAAUAUCAGUGAGGCUGCAUUUUCCCAUUUAUAAGCGGUUUUGGGUUUAUUGAAGAUAAAUAGUCUUUUCUCGUCGUUUGAAGCAAAAUGCUGGGGCCGUUAAUUUUUGUGGUGCUCCUUUGUUCAAAAUUGGUGGUCACCGACGAAGACGUGAAAGAUUUUGACGUGUUUAGACUGUUUGGCCUGUUCAGAUCUCUGCUUGAAAUCCGCCCCGAAGACGUUAAAACCACAGACGUCACUUUCUACCUUUAUUCACGAAACAUUUCAAACUUAAAGUUGCCCCUCGAUGGUGGAAAUAUCGAUAUAACGAAAAAUACAAAAUUCAUCAUUCAUGGCUGGAUUGACAACCACAACCGCUCGUGGUAUCACCACUUAACUGACGAGUAUUUGAAAAAGGGGGACUUUAAUGUAAUCCACGUAGAUUGGGGCCGCGUUUCGAAAUCAUUUUACGUCUCAUCGGCCCAGAACACGCGACUAGUUGCUCAUUUUAUUGCAAGCUUCAUUUUGAACCACAAACUGGCUCUGGGGAAAGUCCACCUAAUCGGCCACUCGUUAGGGGCCCACAUUGCGGGGUUCACCUCCCAAAAUAUCAGGCAAAAAGUGGGGGAAAAGGUGGGCCGAAUUACAGGACUUGAUCCUGCAGGGCCAGGAUUCAGGAAUGUGUUUCUCACCGAUGAGGAGCGGCUGAGUGAUGAGGAUGCAGAAAUUGUGGAUGUGUUUCACACCGAUGGGGGCGUUUUGGGCUAUUAUAAGCCAAUCGGGACUUUUGAUGUUUAUAUCAAUGGGGGUACACGGAUCCAGCCUGAUUGCAGGAUUAGUUUCACUGAAAUAUCAUCAGCAGGGGAGUUGUUUGAAGACAGCUACUGUAGUCACACGCGAAGUUACGUCCGAUUUACGGAAAUCGUAAACGAGAAAAAAUAUUCCUGCAACAAGUGUGACUCCUGGCUUGAGCACAUGGUCGGCUCUUGUGAAAAAAACGAGUUUUACGUGUUCGGGGCCGAAGAUAUUAAUAAAACUAUGACCGGGGUUUGUUUCGUUGACACAGUAAACAAAACCAAAUAAAACACAGAUUAGUUACGUA
Tribolium castaneum (red flour beetle) is the source of this 1158-nucleotide messenger RNA. Its product is annotated as endothelial lipase. Gene Ontology annotation, molecular function: lipase activity. Lineage: Eukaryota; Metazoa; Arthropoda; Insecta; Coleoptera; Tenebrionidae. Gene Ontology annotation, biological process: lipid catabolic process. The record is from RefSeq and is a predicted model, not a curated record. Bases 165 to 1139 code for a protein of 324 amino acids. The transcript has 5 exons.